Molecule: messenger RNA, 1518 nt
Organism: Chironomus riparius
Lineage: Eukaryota; Metazoa; Arthropoda; Insecta; Diptera; Chironomidae
Source: the annotation of a GenBank genome assembly
AAAAAAUUUAAGAUUAUAAAAAAUUUCCGGCGAAUCCAAAAAUGACAUCAAUUUUUGAAAUCUCCGAACGUCUCCUAUCACCACCAUCAUCGCCAAUUGGCGGUGUCAAUGAGGUUGGUUCCGAUCAUCUAAACGAUCAGCGUGCAUUGGAAAAAUUGGCACUCGAACUCUCAAUGCUUGACAUGGGCGGCAAUGGAACGAACACAAAUGGCGAAGGACUUAAUGACUUAUCCAAUGCACUACUUAAUAUGCCUGCAGAUGGUAUUGUACCUGGCAGCACACUCAAUGCAUUCACAUCUAUGCUUAAUUUUAAUGGUGUGCAUUUUGAUGAUCGCAAAAAGUCACAGAAUAUGACAGAGUGUGUACCCGUACCAAGUAGUGAGCAUGUUGCUGAAAUUGUUGGACGACAAGGUUGCAAAAUCAAAGCACUCCGUGCAAAGACAAACACUUACAUAAAGACACCAGUCAGAGGCGAGGAACCAGUCUUUGUUGUCACCGGACGUAAAGAAGAUGUUGCCAAAGCAAAGCGUGAAAUUUUAUCAGCAGCUGAGCAUUUCAGUCUUAUUCGUGCAUCAAGAAAACCAUCAUUGUUGGGUGGAUUAAAGGGAACACCGCCAGGACCGCCAACAAUUCCUGGACAAGUUACAAUUCUUGUUCGAGUUCCUUAUCGAGUUGUCGGACUAGUAGUCGGACCAAAAGGUGCCACAAUCAAGCACAUUCAGCAAUCAACUCAGACUUAUAUUGUAACUCCAUCACGCGAUAAGGAGCCAGUCUUUGAAGUCACAGGCCUUCCAGAUAAUGUUCAGUCAGCAAGAAAACAAAUUGAAGCACACAUCGCAUUAAGAACCGGCAAUGUACAUUCAAAUGACAUGAGUCAGGAACUCCUUACAAGCUUAUACAAGAACGGUUUAAGCUCACUUCUCGAGCAAUUAGACUUGAAGGACACAGAAAUGAAUGCAUUCGCAAAUGGUGCACAAAUGACAUCAUCAACUGGCUCAUCCACAUGCUCAUCAUCCUCAUCCGGCUCAUCAACAUCAUCAAAGUCAGCCUCAAUUAUGAUCCGACCAGAAUUGAUAGAUUUAUGGAACACAAUAGGAAAUGAGAAUUCAAUUGACUGCGACGAAGGUAUUGGCGAUUCAUCACCAAUUAACAUCUGGUCACUUCCAAAUUCAUCAAUGCUUGGAUCUCGCUCAUCACCGACAGCAUCAGCCUCACCAACAGACUCACUACUCACAUCCAGUAAUGCAAAUAAGAUGAAGACAUGCUUUUAUUGUGGCGAAAAGGAAAUCAAUUCAAUGCUCAUCCCAUGCGGUCAUCAGAUCUACUGUGCUGAAUGUAGUGAACGAUCUUGUGAUGCACGUGAACCGUGCUUGAUUUGUAAUCAGAAACCAACACAGUCAAUGAAGACGAUGGUCUAAAUUGAAACAUGAUUGAAACACAUUUUUUUUAUAUGAUAUGUACACAGACACACACAGAGACAUACACAAAGAUUAAAUGUAGUAAUUAAUUAAGUUGGCG